Molecule: messenger RNA, 465 nt
Organism: Rangifer tarandus platyrhynchus (Svalbard reindeer)
Lineage: Eukaryota; Metazoa; Chordata; Mammalia; Artiodactyla; Cervidae
Source: the annotation of a GenBank genome assembly
AUGCAAGGGUCCAGCCGCGAAGGGCCGCGUGGCCUGUGCUGCUCUUGCGGCCAGGGGAGCAGGAAGACGGGACAGGCGUCCCUGACUGGCGACCGGGAAGGACACGCACGAGCCCGCUACCCUCCCCGGCGCCGUGGCGCCGGGAGGACUUCUGCUCGGGGGUCUCGGUCCGCUCCAGGCACGGCCACCACACCAGGACCUCCGGGGAGCAUGGCCAAGCCUCGCAGGCGGGGGUCCGGUCUGCUCCGUCCUCCCAAGCCCAACACUUCUGCUUUCGAAGCGGCCCGCGGACACCCCAGGACCGGCCCCCCGCCCGGUCCACGGCUGCCGCCCAUAGCUGCGCGUGGCGACGCUGACCGCAGGGCGAGUGUGGCCCGCCCCCGCCCCUCCGGGGGAGGCGCUGCCCGCGUGCUCGGGGAGCCCCCUCUCUGUCCCCCGCUGCCUCUAGCGGGGCCUGGCCCGUAA